Messenger RNA from Colletotrichum destructivum, 4948 nucleotides. RefSeq lists its product as uncharacterized. The transcript has 2 exons. Lineage: Eukaryota; Fungi; Ascomycota; Sordariomycetes; Glomerellales; Glomerellaceae. Bases 1014 to 4808 code for a protein of 1264 amino acids. The record is from RefSeq and is a predicted model, not a curated record.
GCUGCGAUAUAGACGAUACGGGAUAUCGCCAUCGCAUCCCAUCCCAUCCCAUCCACAAAAGCCACAAAUCCAGCGACGAAAGUCGCCUGUGGACUGGACUGUGUUGUACCUGUAUCUGGCUGGUCCUUCUCCCCGGCUCCAGUAGGGAACAGUAGUCACUAUUGGCAUUCGCAUUGGCUCUCGAUCCCGAUUCGAAUUCAACCUGGUCCAAUCCCAUCCGCCCAGAAUCCAUCCAUCCAUCCCACCGUCGCCGUGCCUAAUGGAUUGUCGCCAGGAUACGGCAAAGACCAUAGACCAUCCGUUCUGUAUCCUGUAUCCGUACUGUACGAACAGGCACCGAAAUAACUGCUGCAUCCUUCCUCCCGCUGCAUCGGGUUCAAAGGUUGCUUGCAUCUUCGGUAGCAAUCUGGGACCACCCACACCCGCCAUCCUUGAUCACCACCACGAGACCCGCGGUUUCAACACCAUCCAUCUUCUUUCUAUUCUUCGUUUCUCUCUCAAUCUUCCUCUUUCUCGUUCUAUCGCACACGCGCUGUCGUCAACGGCCCGCGGUUUGACCUGUCAUCGAGCACAGUUCAACGACGACAGUUGGAAUACCGCCCAACGCAGACGCAGACCCAGACCCAAAACGCAAUCCUUGCCGCGUCAUCGCAUCUGCCACAUUCCGGAGGGGAACCACAAACUCCAAAAGAACAAUCAUCGCAUUCGCCAGGGCUGCCAACAGAGGCCCCGCCGCUCACACAGCCUAGCCGAUCCGCCUCCGAUUCCCAACGCCGACGCCGAGUCCCCGACUCCUCAUCACCACCUCCGGGCCGCCGCUAUUCUCCAGGCACCUCGCGACAACGAGCUGAUUAUGUCAUCGUGAACCAAGACGCUCAAAUAUUCACUUGGUGUACCCUUUUCUUGAGCAGCGCUCACUUCGUCCUCUCCUUAAUCUACCCUGUUUCGCCUCGCCUCUCAGGUGAGGGGCACCCAUCACUGUUCCAAGCCCUCACCCCGUGUCCACCGUCGCCAUGGAGGGCAUCCGCGCCACCACCGGUGGCUUCAUGCAGCGGCGUCUAAGCCGCCUAUAUAAUGACACGAAAAAGUCUUCGGAUUUCGUCCAGGAGCCCACCAAGGCCCCCGAAGACCCCGAGAUCAAGUCCCUGUUCAGGAAACUGCGCAUCCAAAAGGACCGCGUGUCCGUCUGGGGCCUCGAAUGGACCGAUCCCAACCAGUCAGAUGAGAUUGACAGCUCGCUGUCAAAGGCCGGCCUGAGCGAGGUCGUCCACAGCAUUCUGUCGAGGGUUCGAGAAACACUAUCCGAGUUGGAUGCCUUGUGGAAGAGCUACACGAACCCGCUUGGUACCGUCUCGGAAAAGUCGUCGGGCGACCGCAAGACACCAUUUGUCACCUGGGACAAGGCCGUCUUUGCCGAUGCCAUCGCCGACCUCACGCAGUCGGUCGAUACCCUUUACGACCUUUCUAGAACACGCUCCUCGGGCCACAUGUCUUCUCGCUCCAAGCUCGAAAAGUCUAUGGCUUCCACUGAGGAGCUGAGGCCCUUCGAGUCCACCAGGAUGCAGACCCCCCAGGAGAUCGAUCCCAAGACCUUGACCAACAUCCGCGCCAUGCAGGCAGAGCCCAUGACCGAAUCCAGAGCCAACCUCCCGCCGAGGGACAUCGUAUUCAUGAGCAAGCAGGCCUGGUCCGACUUGUCACAGCACAUCGGCCGCCAGCCGUUCGCGCCACUGUUGUUGGAGUAUGCCACCUUCGAUUCCAUCUACUCGAUCACGGGCAUCAUGCCCCCCAUGUCGCGUUUCGAGAAGCUGUCGGCCGGCUUGCAGCAAGAUUCGCAAAGGGCGCCGGGCACCUGGAUCGGUUUGCCCCGGUUGCUGGGCUAUUUUGAGGAUCUGGAACACUCCCGCCUCGGGCUCGUGUACCAUUUCCCGCCCAACUUCAACGCCGUCUCUUUCGAGAACUUCACCCAGAACCCGCUCUACAACGUUUGCACGCUCGCCGAUCUUCUCUCACGGCCUGAUUUUGAGCCGACCUUGGAGGCAAAGUUCCGUCUGGCCUCGAACCUCGUCAACACCGUCUUCGACUUGCACGCGAGGGGCAUCACCCACGGCUGCAUCAUCGACAAGAAUGUCUCCUUUUGCAACAUGGCCACGCCAGACCUGACCACGGGUCCCGGCGAGGUGGAUAUCCGCCGGCCCCUGGUCUCGUCUUUCGACCUGUUCCCAGAUGCGCCAUCGGACGAGGAGCCGGUCUCGCCAUCCCUGCCUCUCUUCCGCCAUCCCCUGGAUCCUCGCACGACACCAGCAUCUCCCAUCAACGACAAGAUGGACUCGCGAAUCCUCGAUCUCUACUCUCUUGCCAUGGUUCUGCUAUCUAUCGGUCUGUGGACAAAGCUCGAGAACCUUGUACCCGACCCAUCUCAGCCGAUCCCCGAAUCCGUCCUUAACCAACUGGGCAUUCGCUGCUCCUCCAUGUACAAGAGAGCUGUCGAGACCUGCUGGACCGCCGUCGACACACAGCUCCAAGGAGUCGCCGCGGACGAGGAGCUUCUUUCCGCUGUACAGGUCACUGUGACGCGCUGCUUAGACUCGUGUGCCAUUCUCGACAACAUGAACUCCCUCGAGGACCGCCUUAACCUCGACCUGGGCAAGACCACCGCUUCCCCUGUGGGCACCCCCACCAGGCAAAGCAUAUCUGGGCCUUCUAAAGACGCACAGGCUUUCCGCCCGUCUGUCGGCGCGCAUCGCUCAUCAUUCGAUAUCAAGGCUCCUGUCUCUGAACCUAGCCCUGCUCCCCGCUCGUAUCCUUCAGCCGCGGAGGAAAAGCGGCAGCUUGCUAGGAAAGAGGUUGCGGCCGCCCCCGCCCCCGCCCCCGCGGAGUUGCCCGCUGAGUUGCCCGCCGAGCUGCCUGCCGAGACGAAGGCUGCCAAGCCGCCUUCCACCAAGACCCGGCUGUAUCCUCAGAUCCCACUGCCUCCCGAUGCUGUCGAGAGGUGGAACACGUUUGUGAUGCCCCAGGUCAACCAAGCCUUGCGACAUUUCUACCGAAAGCACCGGGAAGAGUCUGUUGAGGUAUCUCUCGAGUCUAUCGGCAGCUCCCCGACGAGGACACAGCCCACCGUUCUAGUUGUGUGUACGUCUGUCAGUAAGGUUAAGGCCAUUCUUACACGCAAAAUGGGCGAGCUAUUUGACGGCAAGUCAGGGUUUGGCUUGAAGGUAUGCAAGGGACACGUCAUGAGGUCACGGAAACAGUCAGGCGACGUCAAGCGAAGCGCAGCACACGAUGAUGACGACGACGACGAAGGCGGUAUCAAAGCCGCCAACCCCGACUUUCAAGCGCGUCCCAACAAUGGCGCGAGCAUCGGAGCCUGGGUGGGGGACCGCCACCUGCCGCCCGUCAGCUUGGGCGGCCUUGUUAUGGUGGACGAUAAACCGUACGGGAUGACGGUUCAUCACAUGCUGGACGACCCCGAAGAGAUUUACAAGCACGCCAAAGCGCAGAACCCGGCGAUGCGGAGCAUGGCGAGAGACGCCGAUGACGUGCGGUUCGACUGGUACGCCGAGUCUUCCGCCGAGAGCAGCAGCGGAGAGGACUAUGCCUGCGAGUUUUCCGAAUCCGAAUCGGGGGCAUACUCAGAGACGGACGUCACUAGCGAGGAUUCCGAGGAGGAGGACAGCGGCGACGAGUCCGAAGGCGAAUAUGACCAGCCCGGCGACAUCCCGGGGGUUGAGCCCGGCUGCGGCGAGGGGUACAUCAUCACGCAGCCCGCCAUGGACGACGUCGACGAAGAGUUUUAUCCUUCUGAGGAAACAGCAAACGAGGACCAUCUGGAUAGCUUCACUGUUGGGGAGGUUUACGCGUCGAGCGGAAUCAAGCGCAGGGAGCAGAACGGCCUGAUCCAUGAGAUCGACUGGGCCCUGUUCGAGUUCGCCCCCGAGAGGCUGCCCGAUGACAACACGAUUCCCCGGAUUCAGAGCAAGCAGCUGUCGCCGUCGUACGGGAAACUUCCGUCGAAGCAUGGCAAGUUCAUGCACCCGAUGACCGUGGCACCGACGUCGGCGCUGCCUGGUUUGGAGGUGCAGUGCAUGGCUCGCACGAGCGGCCUGCAGACGGGUCUCAUCCUCCCCGCCCUCACGAGCGUCAAGAUCUUUGGGCGCGUGACGCCGAGCCACACGUACCAGGUCAGCAGCGCCGCCGCCGAGACACCUGCCGAGCUUGCCGGCGACAGCAAGAAGCUGGCCAUGGGAAUCCCCGGAGACAGCGGCGCGUGGGUCGUUGAGCGCGCCCACGGCCGGGUGUGUGGACAUGUUCUGGCGUGGAGUGGGCGGAAGCGCGUCGCCUACAUCUGUCCGAUGGACGUGAUGCUCCUCGACAUUGCCGAGGCGCUCGAAGCCCGCGAGGUCGGUUUGCCUGGCGGCGAGCCGGUCGUGAGUCUCCGGGACCGGUAUGGAGAAGAGGAGGAAGAGGAGGACGAGGACGAGGGAACCUACAGGGAAGACGAGCCGUCGUCGUCGCCUUUUUUGGAUCCCAAGGACGACGAUUUGGACGUGGUGUCGGAGGAGGGGGACGACGACGAGCUCCCAGUACUCGUUAGGUCGCGCGCGCCUCCUCGAAGGCGAGGCGAGAAUAGGAAAGGAGAGGAGCAAGAAAAGCAGCAGCAGCAGCAGAAGCAGGAGGAGCAGAAGCAAGAGGGCAGCCCGGAGGAGGGGCGGGAAAAGUUUGCUUCGGACGACAAUCAUGAAUUAUCGCGUAGGAUGGAGUCCAUGGGCAUCGGGAGGAGUCGUAUGGGCAUCGGCAUGUGCAGCUGACUGGCUGGAGGCAUCGUGCGGCCCGGCCUUGGAAUACCCCUAUUUUUUACCUAGACAAGCGAAGCGUUGACGAAGUAACGAAGCAUCGUCUUUCUCAUCACAUGAUCUUGUCGGGACCUUGUUUUGUUUCCCCCCCCCCC